AUGCGGCUGGCGGCAUCGUCUGUUGGCCCUGGGGAGCCGCCCCCAAGGCCGCUGCCCGACGCCCGCCCUCGAGUCCCAGAGCCCGGCCUCCGCCAGGGGCCGCCCGAGGCCUCGCGGCGUUCGGUUCCCCUGGCAACCGAGGGGCCGGCUGCGGGCGCGAUGGAGGCGCCCUGCCGGGGGGUCCCGACCCCGGACCCGGACCCGGCCCGGGCGGCGCUCGCGGCCCUAAGCCACCUGCACGGCGUGGAAAUACAACUGAAAAAUGAAGCGUAUGCAUUCAGUGAGGAAGCUGUGCAGCACCUUGAAGAUGCUGUUGAAGCUAUUAAGAAACUGGAAAAAUUAAGAAGACAUACCCUUGAACUUCUAGAAGAGGAGACUAUAAAAAAUAGUAAUCUCCGUUUAAAACUCCAGAAUCUUCCAGAAACGGUUACCAAGGAGUUGGAAGCUCUUGUUGCUGCGGCCCGUGAAUCCAGUACUGCUAAGAUAAAUCAAUUACAGACUGCACUGAAAAACAUCACGUGUGAAAUCGAAUCACUGAAUCAGGAACAAAUCCUUUGUGAAACACAGAAUGCUGCUAUGUGUAAGGAGCAAGAGUGGCUGUGGGUCCAGCAUGAAGAAGCUGUAGCCUUACUGAACCAGCAGAUGGCACAAAAAGCUAACACAAAUAUACUUUUAAAUGAGUUUUGCAACAAAAAAAGGGAUGCAGAACAAGAAAUAAUCAACCUAACGAAUGCUGUGCAAGAAGUGAAAGAUGUUCUAGCUAAAGAAAUAAAAAUAUUUAAUGAUGAAAAAGAAAUGUGGGCUAGAAAGAACGCAGAGAUGAAAACAAAACUUGAUCUUCAGAAGGCAAAAACUUCAGGAAAAGAGGAUGAAUUUGAAAAAUUGUCCAAAAAGCUAUCAGCUGUGCAGUCUGAGAUAGCUCAAAAUACAGCGACUAUUUUUAAUGAGAAAGUUCAGAUAGCACAACUGAAAGAAAGAACCGAACAACUAAUAAUGGAAUUAGAACUUAAAAUAACGGGAAAGCUGGAACUCUCCAAAAGGAAAUAUAGCCUCGAUUCUGACCUCCUCCUUUUGCAAUCAAAAAUUGCCCAAGAAAGAGAGAAUCUAAAUAUUGAUAUAGCAAAGGCUAAGGAAGAAUUAAGUACAGCUGAAGGCCUGAAUAGAAAACUUAAACAUGAAAAUAAAUUUAUAAGUAGCCAGUAUCGAAUAUUACUGGCGGAAGAGGAACACUUACAUGCAAAAAGGGACGAGGCAGCAACAGAACUUGAACGAUUAUCCAGUUGGCUGGAUGAAAGACUUGACAUUAUGUCAAAGCGUGUGGUGGAGGAGCAAAACUUGGAGGAUGAAGUUGAGAGACUCGAAGAUAUCUUUCAAAACACACAGGAUGCCUAUGCAAGAGAACUAGAGAAUCUAGAGCAAUGUUUAAAGAGAGAAAGUGAGAUGAGAGCUUUGCUUCAGUGGAAACAACUUCACCUAGCAAAGAAGAAGGAACUCUUGUGGGUAACAGAGGAGAAAUUCAUGAAUGAAAUGAAUGUAAGACUUGAGACUGGUAAAAAACGUCAUGCUGAGCUAAGUGGAGAGAAUGAGUAUUUCCGAAAAGAAAUUUUGCAGGCUGAGGAACAGGUCAAACACCUUAGUGAUGAUAUAAAUAAAAGGGAAGCUGAAUGCGAGAAGUAUGAAAACAGCUUAAUAGAAGACAUACAAUGGCUUGAGGAUGAUGUCAAAGGUAAAACUGAAGAGAUAUAUCAAAAAGAACAACAACUAAUUCUGAGCAUCCCUCUCAUAGAAGUAAGACAGAAAGAGUUGGAAGAAAAGCAUGAAAAAUAUGAAGACUUGAAAAAAGUAGUCUCAGAACUAAAAGAUGAAGAGACAAGACUGACAAAAUCCAUUGAUCGGUCAGUCAGGAUGAUUAGUAAACUCAAGAAGAUCAUGGCUGAGCUGAAGAAUGAAUUAAGAAUAAAGCGUGACUUGGCAUUUGACCAGUUGAAAGAGCAUACAGAAGUUCUGAAGUUGCUAGAGAGGGACAUCUAUGAGGUCGACAGGAAGCUCGACAUUGUGAAGACAGAAAACUGCAGACUGAAAUUAUGCAAUGCACAGAUGAAAGCAGAUAUUUUGACAAUGAGCCAUGAAGCCGAAAACCACAAAUCAACAACAGUAAAAAUUCUGAGUGAUCUGACAGUCCUUCAUCAGCUUUUUCUGAAGGGAUGGUCAGAGGACAGCAGCAUGCAAAAGGAAUUUGUGGCGAAUGAGAAGGAAAUCAUGGCUGCAAUAGCAGAUCUUGUAAUGAAACUUCAUCAGAGAGAGAAAAAGAUUGAUUUUAUUAACAAAGGGCUUCAAAAUAACUUUGAUGGACUGGAUUCUUUGUUAGAAAGUAAAUCCAGCACACAACCCAGUAAGAUACACCAAUCCCUUUUCUUUUACUUCGUAUCCUGAUGGAAUUAUGGUGAAUUUGUUCAUUAGGAAUAAACAGUGAUAACACUUCAGAAGUAAGCUCCAUGGAGCUACGUCAGUUUCCACCAGCGAGGAUCUGGACUUACAUUCACAGUGGAAAAGCUAUUGUGUUCAUUGGGAAGAGUAUGCAUAUUUUAUUGCACAGCCUGGGUGAUGAUGAUACAUUUAAUUUCCUGUUCCUAAAGGCUAAUUCAGUAAGGAAGCUGUGGAAAAUAUUUAGAGCUUCACUGUUCUCUUCAGAAACACAUUUUAGCUUUUCCGCAAUGGACGUGUGAAGGCUAACAAGUCAGAGCUGCUGCCUGGCCUGGCGCUGUAUGAUUAGCAUUAUGGCACUAUGUUUCUGAAGGAUAGAAUAUUGGAGUAAAAAGGAAAAGGAGACGGUAAUUCCAAGUGAGCGGGUGACAGAAGCCAGACACUUUACCAGAAAACCACAG
Messenger RNA from Chelonia mydas (Green sea turtle), 2885 nucleotides. Its product is annotated as coiled-coil domain-containing protein 175. Bases 1 to 2433 code for a protein of 810 amino acids. Lineage: Eukaryota; Metazoa; Chordata; Testudines; Cheloniidae. The record is from RefSeq and is a predicted model, not a curated record. The transcript has 22 exons.